Messenger RNA from Exophiala spinifera, 1053 nucleotides. RefSeq lists its product as uncharacterized. Bases 1 to 1053 code for a protein of 350 amino acids. Gene Ontology annotation, cellular component: nuclear exosome (RNase complex); cytoplasmic exosome (RNase complex). Lineage: Eukaryota; Fungi; Ascomycota; Eurotiomycetes; Chaetothyriales; Herpotrichiellaceae. Gene Ontology annotation, molecular function: RNA binding. The transcript is spliced from 2 exons. The record is from RefSeq and is a predicted model, not a curated record. Gene Ontology annotation, biological process: U4 snRNA 3'-end processing; TRAMP-dependent tRNA surveillance pathway; nuclear polyadenylation-dependent rRNA catabolic process.
AUGGGUCUCGCCGUCCUUCCACCAGACUCGGAAGAUGAUGCGCCGGUGCAAAAACACGCCCAAGACGUGGACAUCAUAUCAGACAGCGACGAAUCUAUGAAUGACGAGCCCAGUCGGCCCUCCAAACGCGCCCGUCUAUCCUCCUCGACUUCACGGACUAUUGUCCUCCCUGGAGAAGUGAUUACCGACGAAUCCUCAUGGAUGCGAGGACAUGGUACCUACAUGAAUGAUUCUUCAACGAUAAUGACUGCUACCCUCGCAGGACCGCUGCUGAAGACGAACAAAUUACUAUCCGUCGCACCUUUAAGAGCACGCUAUAACCCCGAGAUUGGCGACCUUGUUGUAGGGCGCAUUGUCGAAGUCCAGAAGAGCAGGUGGAAAGUAGACGUGGCUGCACCACUGCUGGCACAGUUACCGCUCUCCUCUAUCAAUCUGCCCGGCGGUGUGCUUCGAAGAAGAACCACCGCCGACGAACUUCAGAUGCGCAACUAUUUUCAAGAAGGGGACCUACUGGUCGCGGAGGUUCAACAGAUUGGAAGUAGCGAUGGCACGGCCAGCUUACAUACACGAAGUCUGAAAUAUGGCAAACUACGCAAUGGCACUUUCCUCUCUGUUUCCGGCACUGGCGGCGGCGGAGGCGUCGUGCGCAGCAGAAGACAGGUCUUUACUAUUAAUAGUGGCGCUCAAGGAGGCGGCGAUGUGGAUGUCAUCCUCGGAGUCAACGGCUAUGUCUGGUUAAGUAAGCAUAUUGAGCAAGCCGAGGAUCAAGGCAAGAUGAGUGGAGGUGUCAGUAUAUCGAAUCUUGACGAUAUGGUCAGCAGCUCCAUCUACUCAAGUCAGAAUGACAGCAUCGAGGAGGGUACCAGGAGAGAGAUUGCCAGAAUUGCCGAAUGUAUCAGGAUUCUCGCAGAGAAUGCCGUCAGAGUCGAUGAAGACACCGUGGUCAGGGCUUAUGAGGCAGCUGUCGACGCCGAGAUGAGCGUCGAAGGUCAAGACGAACUCAGUGUUCUCGACAAUAUUCGCAGACGAAUCGUUGAUGCUGCCAUCCAUUGA